Messenger RNA from Baudoinia panamericana UAMH 10762, 1690 nucleotides. RefSeq lists its product as uncharacterized. Bases 224 to 1225 code for a protein of 333 amino acids. The transcript has a single exon. Lineage: Eukaryota; Fungi; Ascomycota; Dothideomycetes; Mycosphaerellales; Teratosphaeriaceae. The record is from RefSeq and is a predicted model, not a curated record.
GACUGUCGCAACUGUUGCUUGCGUUGUGGCCAGCGCUACGGUAAUAAGGGUGUUGAGUCUGUCUCACAAUCACGACUGCAAAAGUUCGUUCCAACGACAAGGUAGGAGUGCCGCGAGAUCGACGUCACAUCUUGAUGCGCUUGCAGAUUGUUUCCCAUUCACCUAUCCUUUCCUGCUCAUGCUCUCAUUAUCGUCAAGACGGACCCUGAUAACGGCAAGAACCAUGAAACUCGACAGCGCCGUCGUAAGCCUCUUGGGCCUUGACCCUAACCAAACCUCCGUGUCAAGCGCCGGUGGCGGCGGCAUGUCUUCCGCAUCAACGUGCAAAAUCACGACCAAGACACCAGAUGGCGGUGACAUGCAGUACUUCAUGAAGACAGGCAAAGGCCGAGAAGCCGAGAUCAUGUUCGAAGGCGAGGACGCAAGCCUCAAUGCUAUCCACAACGCCGUCCCAACGCUCUGCCCCAAGUCCUUCGGCCAUGGCAAGUUCGCGGACACGACGGGCAAAUCCUUCCUUGUGACCGACUAUCUCGAUCUGUCAGGACGCGGUGCUCCGAGCGUAGGCAUGUCAAUGGCGGAGAAGCUUGCCAAAUUGCACACCACCCCAGCACCAACGCCGAAAGGCUAUGACAAGCCGCAAUUUGGCUUUGCCGUCCCUACUUGUUGCGGCGAUACUCCGCAAGACAACACCUUCUCGUCUUCGUGGGCGGACUUCUACGCGAACAGCCGCUUACGCUUCAUUUUGAACCAAUCGAAGAAGUCUAAUGGAUCCGAUAAGCAGCUUGAAUCGCUCGUGGAACAAACAUGCACGCAAGUAAUACCGAGACUAAUCGGCGACAAGCAUCUGAACAGCGGCAAAGGGGUCACGCCUGUGGUUGUACACGGCGAUCUCUGGUCUGGUAACGCCUCCGCAGGCAGAUUACCCGGUAUGACCGAGCCGGAAGAUAUCGUCUUCGACUCUUCGGCUUGCUACGCUCAUUCGGAGUAUGAGCUCGGCAUCAUGAAGAUGUUUGGUGGCUUUGGCGCAAGCUUUCUGAGCGAAUAUCAUAAGCUUGUUCCGAAGACGGAGCCUGUUGAUGAGUAUCCGGACCGGGUGGCGCUUUACGAACUCUAUCAUCACCUCAAUCAUCAUGCCCUCUUCGGCGGUGGAUACAGAAGUGGUGCAAUGAGCAUCAUGCGCAAUCUCAUCAGCAAGUAUGGUGAUAGUGACAAGAGCGAACUAUGAGCGAUAGCGCAUACCAGGGUCAUAUAAAAGCAUUCAGCACAGCGACGUUGCUACUUUGGUACCAAGAUGGUCCGCACAAUACACGUCUCGCCGUUAUCGGGACAAACGUUUGUCCGAUUGAGCUGCUUGUCCUCCGGUCCUGUGGGUCCGCUGGUAUACUUGUACAGGCCGUUUAUAUCGAAGAUGGUCUUCUGUCUCGGGUCGCUAUCCGGGUACUGCCGGUCGCCCCACUGGCCGACAUAGUACAACCAAUUCACCGGCGUGCUGUCGUCGUACGCGGCGAAGGUCGAGGUGCUGGCAUUGUAGGUAUAGUAGUAAGCGCUGAGAGUUGGAUCCCAGAUUGGGCCGGCGUCGGUAUGGUCUUCCACCGGGCCGAAUGGGAGAUUCAAGUUCGGGAUGCUAUGAUCAUGAGUGCCGCUGAUAGCGUAGUUGGCGUGGCUGCCGUUGGCGCUGUAGACAACAGGC